Molecule: messenger RNA, 621 nt
Organism: Plasmodium fragile
Lineage: Eukaryota; Apicomplexa; Aconoidasida; Haemosporida; Plasmodiidae
Exons: 1
Coding region: 1-621 (206 amino acids)
Source: RefSeq, a predicted model, not a curated record
AUGAUAAACGUAAACACAACGAUAUUUUCCGACAACAAUGUGCAAAAGUAUUACAACAAAAAGUGUACUGAAGAUGUUUUUUUUUUUUUUUUAUGGCUAUCUGUUGUCUUGUUCAAUUCUUAUAUUAAUUUCGUCAUCAUGUAUUGGAAAAUCAUUGGCAUCACUUACACCUCCAUGGAAGAUAAAUUCAUCACUCUGAACGGAAGCUUUAUUAACAGCAUGACCAAUAUCGCGGGGCGAUUGAUAUGGGGAUCCAUAUAUGACAAGCUACAAGUUCGCAUGACUAUAACCUUGCUAGGGCUUUGCAUAUGCUGUGCCUGUUUCCUCCUACCAGCCAUUUCGCACAUAUAUAUUUUGUACGCAUUGACGUGCGCCCUCUUUUACUUUUGCAUCGGGGGAAGCCUUGUUACCAUCCCAAUCAUCACCCUCAAAAAGUAUGGAGAAUUACACUUUCCUCUUAAUAUGUCUAUUCUGUACACCACACGCAUUGCCAACACCUUCCUCUGUAGUGUGGUCGUGCGACUCUUUUACACCAUGUUCACCCUGCGAUGUCUGAGCUCGGCUUUCGGCCUCAUUUCCCUCAUCGCCACAAUUGCAAUGUUCUUCCUUACGCAGCCGUAG